AAACGAUUUUCGCCUAUGGUAGCCGAUGCACAAAAGAGAAAGCAAUUUGUCAAAAGUGCUGUGAAAUUCCUUCGUCAAAAUCGUUUCGAUGGACUUGAUCUUGAUUGGGAAUAUCCUGCUCAUAGAGAUGGAGGAAAACCCCGAGAUAAAGAUAAUUAUGCGACUCUAGUUCAGGAAUUACGCGAAGAAUUUGAUAAAGAAUCCUCGAAAACAGGGAAGCCAAGAUUAUUAUUAACAAUGGCUAUACCGGCAGGUAUUGAAACUCUCGAAAAAGGAUACGAUAUACCAAGAUUGAACGAAUACUUGGAUUUUUUCAAUUUACUGUCGUAUGAUUAUCAUUCUGCAUAUGAGCCUGCAGCUAAUCAUCAUGCUCCUCUCUAUGGUUUAGAGGAAGAUAACGAGUAUAACUAUGAUAAUGAAUUGACUAUUGCUUACACAAUUAAAUACUUGACUCAAAACGGUGCAACAGCCGACAAGAUAGUAGUCGGUAUACCAACAUAUGGAAGAUCGUAUACUCUUAUAAAUGCUGAUGCCACUGAACUUGGAGCUCCUGCUGAUGGGCCAGGUGAAGAAGGUGAAGCUACGAGAGAAAAGGGUUAUUUAGCUUAUUAUGAGAUCUGUGAAAAUAUUGAUAAAAAUGAUUGGACUGUAGAAAAUCCUAAUCCCAAUGCCAUGGGUCCAUAUGCAUUCAAAGAUAAUCAAUGGGUAGGCUAUGACGACGAAGACAUUGUAAGAAAAAAAUCAAAGUUUGUAAACGAGCAAAAACUAGGUGGAAUCAUGUUUUGGUCAAUUGAUAAUGAUGAUUUCCGUGGUAAAUGCCAUGGUAAACCUUACCCAUUAAUUGAAGCGGCGAAAGAGGCAUUGCUCGAAGACAAUGACAAGGAUAAUGAAGACGACAGGCCAAAUUCCGUUAGUAGCAAAAAGAGACCACGAGUGCCAGAAAAUAAAAAAUCAGUCAACCGCAAUAGCGGUGGAAGCUCUAAUAAGAGAACGACGACUACUACUCCUCGACCCUCAUCGCCAAGAAGAUCGCAGCAAUCAAGAACUGGAACUAGAACAAGAACGCGUCCUUCAACACCGGAGCCAAUUGAUGAUGAAGUUAUCGAUGGCAAUGCUGAUACUAGCGAAAAUAUCAAAACAUCUAGAUAUCCCAACAGAGCUACAAAAACUCAAACAAUUACAAAUCAAAAUCGUUUCAGAACUCGAUUAAGUAAUAACGACAGAGAUAACAAAAGAAAACCACCAACUAGAACUUCUACAAACCAAAAGGCUGUGACCUCAAAUAAGAAAACUACAACUACUCCAGCGCCACCUACAACUCCGGAUCCUGGAAGCGAUUUCAAAUGCGAAGAUGAAGGAUUUUUCCCUCAUCCCAGAGACUGUAAAAAAUAUUUCUGGUGUCUGGACAGUGGUCCGAGUGGUCUGGGAAUUGUUGCAAAUCAAUUUAAUUGUCCCUCAGGUCUUGUUUUUAAUAAACUAUCUGAUUCUUGUGACUAUCCAAGGAAUGUAGUUUGUAAUAAAGCUAAACCAACCACAACAACUACUACAACUCAACGAACAACUACAACUACAAAAGAACCAGUUGAAGAAGAUUUUGUUGAAGAAGAUGUAAUUUAUGAAGAUGAAGAAGAUAUUGAAGAAGUAGAAGAAGAAAAAGUUGAGCCAGAAAAACCUAAAAAAAUAACUACUACAACUGCAAGGUCUUUAUUAUACAAAACUAUUAAUAGAAGCCGACCUGCAAGUUCUUCCACGACAGAAUUACCCUCAAGCACACAAGCUCCUAAAGCAAUUAUUGAAGAUCUUCCUGAAGACGAACAAGAUCCACGAGUAAUAAAAGAGCUUAUUGAUCUUAUAAAAAAAGCUGGUGGAAUCGAGCAACUUGAAAAGCAACUAGCAAUCCAAGAAAAAGGUUCAGCUGAUCAAGUAAAUGAUCAAACUCCACCUACAAUUAGUAAAAGUUUAUAUGACAGAGUUUUGAGUCAACAAUCAAGUAAAAAAAAUUAUUUUAACGCAAAAACUUUGAACGACAGAACUGUUAAAUUUUCAAAAGAAGACCCAGAAGAAUUAGAAUCUGUAGAGGAGGAAAAAAUUGUACGAAACAAAUCAAGAUCUAAAUUUAUGAAUGGUCCUGGUAGGACACAAUUUGAAGGUUUAGAUGAGGUUCCUGAAGUUAAGAGUUUACGACGGUCGUCUAAGCCCAAAUAUGUUACUAUCGAACGUCAUAGCUCGUCAACUGAAGCAUCAAACGAAAGUGAGUUGAAUGAAGAAGAUGAAGAUGAUUCAAAUACAGAAGAAUCAUUACCGAAUGAAAACUUGAACAGAAAUGUUCCAGUUGAAAGCUCAUCGACUCCCAGAUCUACUCCUGGGUACGCCACAAUAAGACGCACAAGACCAUCAAGCACUACUUCUACUACAGAAGCAUCUCGAUCUUCUGAUCUUCCAAAACAAGAAGAAGUUGACGAAGUUACUCCAAAAACAAGAUAUGUCAAUGCCAAUCGUUUCCGGAGCACUACAGUCACAUCUAAUCAGGAAACUGAAUCCGUAACGCCUAGAAGUACCUUCCCCAGUUCCACUUCAACAACGAAAUUUGUCGAUGAAAGUUCAAUUUCAGAUGGAAAAAUGAUUUCAAUUGAUGGUGAAACCGGUAGAAUCAGUAUUACACCUUUUGUUACAACUGAGUCACCUUCCACUGCACGUAUUUACACGGAUAGCGUCUCGACAACUGUCAAAACAACUAUUCCUAUUCCUCAAGAUAGUACUCCAAAUACUAAUCCAACGACGAAACAAGAUUUGCCCACCUUCACGCCAACUCCCAGAAUUGCUACAAUAGUUGAUAGUGUCACUGAAUCCUUACCAUCCGUAACUCCUUCCGAAUCAACUUCUCGCGUAACCUUAGCAGCAGUAUCUCAACCACGUCCUUUCGGUUACCACCGAAGAGGUAGACCGACAACAGCUUCACCGACUACUUCCUCGAACUUAAUACGUAGUUCAGUAGUAGGAAAUGAACCAACAUCAAGAACCAAGGUUAAAACGUCGAGGAACCCAGGAUCGAAUGUUAACCAGCAACAAGUCAACUCACCACUACAUCGAGUCUAUACUACCCCGGCGAGAAACGUGUACCCCGUAAGAAACAUCGUGGAUACUAAUCAUGUCCUGGCUAUAGCGCCAGAUCAAAAUGUCAAUACACAAAAUUUGGACGUUCAAUUAGCCGAAGCACAAGCACCGAUUUCCUCCACCUCUAAUUCGGGUAACUCAGCGUUCUCCCGAGUUAACGCCAAUUUCAGGCGCAGGAUCAGCACGACGGUCUCCCCGCGAGAGAUUGAGAGCCUACAAGAAUUUAUCGUACCGAACAACAACAAGCUGAUCAGCCCGGAACAGAGGCGUCAAGGACACAAGCAUUUGGACUCCGUCAAUGUAGCUUCACAAUCAUCGUACAGAGUGCAUGAAUCUAAACCGUUAAAACCCGCAGUUUCAGAUUAUGAUUACUAUGAAGAUGAUGAGGUAUCGCAAUAUGUAACAUCUUCUGAUGGCAAAAUCGCAAUAACAAGCCAAGGUUACAUCAAGUGCCUUGACCAAGGAACUUUUGCUCAUCCUAAUAAUUGUAGAAAAUUCAUAUCAUGUGCUAAAAUUGUAAACGGAGUUACCAUUGGUACAGAGUAUUCGUGUCCAAGUGGACUGUCUUUCGACCCAGUUGGUGGAAUGUGCAAUUGGGCAGCAGGUCUUGGAUGUGAUUGA
Molecule: messenger RNA, 3735 nt
Organism: Trichogramma pretiosum
Lineage: Eukaryota; Metazoa; Arthropoda; Insecta; Hymenoptera; Trichogrammatidae
Product: flocculation protein FLO11
Exons: 13
Coding region: 16-3735 (1239 amino acids)
Biological process (GO): chitin catabolic process; carbohydrate metabolic process
Cellular component (GO): extracellular region
Molecular function (GO): chitin binding; chitinase activity
Source: RefSeq, a predicted model, not a curated record